CCACAGCAGAGGCGAACGAGUCGCGGGACUGCAAGAUCCGAGCCCGAAAGAAGCGCUGUGGGAGCGGUACGAGCCGAGCUGCUCAGAAGAAGGCUCGGUGGGAGGAGCGCAGCGGCAGCGGUGCCCCGCGAGCGGCUUCGGUGAGUGCUGCCGAGCUUUGCAAUGGCGGAGAGAGGAAGGUGCUGGAGCCGGAGGAAUCAAGCCCUGCUCUGCACCGUCUUGGUGGCAGCGUGGGACGCGGCUUGGGGGCAGCUGCACUACUCGGUUCCCGAGGAGCUGCCCAAGGGCUCGUUCGUGGGAGACGUGGUGAAGGACCUGGGGCUGGAACUGCCGGCACUCCGCGACCGCGGCGUCCGAGUCGUCUCCAAAGGUAGGACACAGUAUUUCGCCCUGCAGGGGAAGACGGGCCAUUUGGUGACAGCUGAGAGGAUAGACAGGGAGCAGCUGUGCCGGCUAGUGGAGAAAUGCGUGCUGCGGUGUGAGGUGAUAGUGGAGGGGGAAAUGAAGUUUUACGAAAUCGAAGUGGAGAUCACGGACGUUAACGACAACGCGCCCAGCUUCCAGGAAAUGGAGCUGGAGGAGACAAUGAGUGAGAUGACAGCCCCGGGGUCGCGGAUUCCCUUGGCCAGGGCUCACGACCCUGACGCGGGCCCGAACUCCCUGCAGCGCUACGAGCUGAGUGGAGACGAGCACUUCUCGCUGGCCGUGCAGGCGGGUCCCGGCGGGGAUCAGCGUCCCGAGCUGGUGCUGGAGAAGGCGCUGGACCGGGAGGAGGCGGCGUUUCACGAGCUGGUGCUGAGGGCGAGCGACGGCGGAGAGCCUGCACGGACGGGCACGGCGCGGAUCCGCGUGGCCGUUCUGGACGCCAACGACAACGCGCCCGUUUUCAGCCAGGAGGAGUACACGGUGCGUGUGGCCGAGGAUGUGCCCGUGGGCUCCGUCCUCGUCACCCUCACGGCCUCCGACGCCGACGAGGGUCUUAACGGGCACGUGAAAUACUCGUUGAAAGAAAUGCAGCUGACAUCGGUUAUGUUUCAGCUGGACUCUGAGACGGGAGAGCUCACCUUGGUUCGCAGCCUAGACUUCGAGGAAGAUAACUCCUACGAACUAGACGUGCAAGCACGGGACAGCGGGGGCCUUUUCGGUACCACGAAAGUCGGGAUCGCUGUUACAGACGUCAACGACAACGCCCCCGAGAUUUCGGUGCGAUCGUCGCUGAGCGAGAUCUCUGAGGACGCGCAGCCGGGCACAGUGGUGGCCCUGCUACACGUGCAGGACAGGGACUCGGGGGCGAACGGCCACGUGCAGUUCUCGCUGGACGGGGGAGUCCCGUUCCGGCUCCAGAGCUCACAGGGCAGCUACUACAGUGUGUUGACGGCGGGGGAGCUGGACCGCGAGAAGGUGUCGGAGUACAACGUGACCGUGCGGGCGGUGGACGGCGGGUCGCCGGUGAAGGAGAGCAGCGCAGUGCUGGCGCUACGGGUGCUGGACGUGAACGACAACGCACCCGUGUUCGCGGAGCCGCGCUACAGCGCCCGGCUGGCCGAGAACAACGCGGCGGGAGCGCUGGUGCUGACGGUGCGGGCAACGGACGAGGACUGGGGGCAGAACGCGCGCGUGCGGUACCGGCUGUCGGAGGGGCGGGUGAGGGGCGCGCCGCUCUCGUCCUACGUGUCGGUGCAGGCGGAGACGGGAGCGCUGUACGCGCUGCGCUCGUUCGACUACGAGGAGGUGCGCGAGGUGCGGCUGUGGGUGUGGGCGGAGGACGGCGGCUUGCCGGCGCUGAGCAGCAACGUGUCGGUGGUGCUGGAGAUCGUGGACGAGAACGACAACGCGCCGCAGGUGCUGUACCCGCCGGCGGCGGCGCCUUCGGCGGCGGUGUCGGGCUGGGCGGGCGUGGAGCUGGCGCCGCGGUCGGCGGAGCCCGGGGCGCUGGUGGCCAAGGUGGUGGCGGUGGACGCGGACGCGGGGCAGAACGCGUGGCUGUCGUACGAGCUGGCCAAGGCGACGGAGCCGGGGCUGUUCCGCGUGGGGCUGCACAGCGGCGAGGUGCGCACGGCGCGCUUCCCGCUGGCCCGCGACGCGGCGCGCCAGAGCCUGGUGGUGGUGGUGAAGGACCACGGGCGGCCGGCGCUGUCGGCCACGGCCACGCUCACGGUGGUGCUGGCCGAGAGCGUGGCCGAGCUGCUCUCGGAGCUGGGCAGCGCGGCGGCGGUGCCGGGCGAGCCGGCCGCCAGCCUCACGCGCUGGCUGGUGCUGGCCGUGGCGGCCGUGUCCUGCCUCUUCCUCGCCUUCCUGCUGCUGCUGCUGGUCUUGCGCCUGCGGCACUGGCGCCGCUCGCAGCUGCUGGCGGCGACGAGCAGCUCCGCCUUGCGCGGCGUCCCGGCCUCGCAGUUUGUGGGCAUCGAGGGCGUCCGCGCCUUCCUGCACUCCUACUCGCACGAGGUGUCUCUCACCGCUGACUCUCGCAAGAGCCAUCUCCGCUUGUCCUCAGGCAGCUGCUGCGACACCCUCCCAGCCCGUCCGCCUCCUGAGGCUUCGGGUGAUCUCGUCCCUACCGGGGAUCACGUUGACGGCAAUGAUGGCCAAGUUUGCUUUCAGGUGCAGCUCCUGUAUGCACAUUUGAUGUUUACACCUGGGAAGAGGAAGGCUUUCAUAGACAUACGGGUGCUCACCCAGGACGAAAACCCGAAACCCACGGAGCACCGCCAUCACCCGGCUGCGGUGGCAUCGCAGCGCCUCCAGGUGCCGCUGUUGGCCGACGUGGAGAGGCACUGGAGCCGAAGCCGCAGCUGCCUGCCCCUGCAGGCUGCUCGUUCUCCUGGCGCCGGCCAGAAGAGCACCGGCACCGGCAACAGAGAGCGGCAGGAGGGAAGAGCGCGGCGAGCACUGUCGAGAAUGGCGAGCAGGCAGAGGCAGAGCCGGCGGCCAGCAGCCGGCCGAGUGCUGCUGCCCGCUUUGCUGCUGUGCUGGUGCUGCCGGGCGGCGUCGGAGAGGCUCCGCUACGCCAUUCCCGAGGAGCUGGGCAGAGGCUCGCUGGUGGGGCCGCUGGCGCGGGACCUGGGUCUGAGCCCGGAAGAGUUGCCGGCACGCAAGCUGCGGCUGAGCGCCGCGAAGCAAUACUUUACCGUGAGCGGGGAGAACGGGAACCUGUACGUGAGCGAGAGACUGGACCGGGAGGAAAUGUGCGGCGAGUCGGCGACCUGCUCGGUCAGCUUCGAGGCGGUGGUGCAGAACCCGCUCAACGUUUUCCACGUCGACGUGGCCAUCCAUGACGUAAACGACAACUCGCCGGCCUUCAGCAAGGAUACUCUGGACAUCGAAAUUGGUGAAUGGAUCCCUCCUGGUACUUCUUUUCCCCUGGAGAUGGCCCGAGAUACGGACUUAGGCAGCAACUCGCUACUGACUUAUCAGCUCACUAUCAACCCGUCCUUUAGCCUGGCUGUCAAGGAGACCCCCCGCGGAAAGAAGCAGCCGGAAUUAGUCCUUGAGAGAGCAUUAGACAGGGAGAAGCAGAGCUCUUUUCAACUAGUGCUGACGGCGGUAGAUGGCGGAGAUCCCGUGAGGUCCGGCAUGGUCCAGGUUUGUGUCAAUGUGACGGACGCCAACGACAACCCGCCCGUUUUCAAUAAAAGCGUCUACGAGGCUCGAAUGCGGGAGAAUCUGCCUGCGGGGUCGCUUGUGCUGCGAGUGCACGCCACAGAUGCGGACGCGGGCUCUAACGGGCGUGUCUCCUACACCUUCGGCAACGUCCCGGAUGACGUCCGCUCGUUGUUCAGCAUCGACGUUGCCACUGGCGAAGUCAGGACGUCGGGACACCUCGACUUCGAGCAGAAGACCAAAUACAGCUUUGGCCUGGAGGCGAAAGACGGCGGCGGGCUAAGCGGUUACUGCGAAGUGCAGAUAGACAUAAGCGACGAGAACGACAACGCGCCCGAAAUCACGGUACUGUCGGUAUCGAGCCCGGUGCCCGAGGACUCGCCGGCCGGAACGGUGGUGGCCCUGCUGCACGUGAAGGAUCCGGACUCUGGGGAGAACGGUCAGGUGUGGUGCGAGCUGUCGGGCGAGGCGCCGUUGUCUCUGGUGGCAUCAUCUGGCGGCUCGUACAAGGUGGUGACGGCGAGCGCGCUGGACCGGGAACAGGAGUCCGAGCACAGGGUGACGGUGGUGGCGAGGGACCGGGGCAGCCCGGCGCUCUCGAGCAGCACGGUGCUGGUGCUGGAGGUGUCGGACGUGAACGACAACGCGCCGGUGUUCGAGGAGGCCGCCUACAGCGCCUACGUGGCGGAGAACAACGCGGCGGGCGAGCUGGUGCUGCACGUGAGCGCGCGAGACGUGGACGCAGGCAGCAACGGGCGCGUGAGGUACUCGAUGGAAGGCGGCAGCGCGGGCGCGCCCCCGUACGUGUCGGUGGAGGCGCAGAGCGGCGCAAUGUACGCGCAGCGCUCCUUCGACUACGAGCAGUGCCGCGAAUUCGCGGUGGUGGUGCGGGCGCAGGAUGGCGGGGAACCGGCGCGGAGCUCGACAGCGACGGUGCGCGUCUUCGUGUUGGACCGCAACGACAACGCGCCGCGGGUGCUGUGGCCAGCAGCGGCGGGUGCAGGGGCAGACCCGGGACUGGCGUCGGCUGCGGUCCCUUUCGAGAUGGUGCCUCGGUCGGCCGAGGCCGGGUACCUGGUGGCCAAGGUGGUGGCGGUGGACGCGGAUGCGGGGCGCAACGCCUGGCUGUCGUACGAGCUGGUGCAGGUGCCGGAGCCGGCGCUGUUCCGCGUGGGGCUGCACAGCGGCGAGGUGCGCACGGCGCGGGCCGUGUCGGACAGGGACGCGGCGAAGCAGCGGCUCGUGGCCGUGGUGAAGGACCACGGGCAGCCGGCGCUGUCGGCCACGGCCACGCUGCACGUGGUGCUGGCCGAGAGCUUGCAGGAGGCGCUGCCGGAGCUGAGCGAGCGGGCGGCGGGCGCCGACUCGGCGGCGGAGCUGCAGUUCUCCCUCGUGCUGGCGUUGGCUCUCCUGUCCGCGCUCUUCCUGCUGAGCGUGGCGUUGGCCGUGCUGGCGAGGAGCCGCCGAGCCGGGCCGCCCGCCGUGCUGCGCUGUCUGGGCGCACAGCGCUUUUCCGGGGACGGCGCUGUCGCCGCCUUCCCUGCCGACUUCUGCGAGGGCACCUUGCCCUACUCCUACAACCUGUGCGUGGCUCCCGGGCGCGCCGUCGCCGAAGCCGCUUGGCCACCGCCGCCGCUGCCCGUGAAGGAGCUUCUCUGUGGGAAGCCCUGCGGGGAGAGGAGCCUGAUCAGCAACCCUGGCGAUGGAGAGCCGCCCUCGAAGCCCGACGCACCGCAGCAAGCUCAGCCUAACACAGACUGGCGUUUCUCUCAGACCCAGAGACCUGGAACCAGUGGCUCCCAGAAUGGAGAGGAAGGUGGAGCCUGGCCGAACAACCAGUUUGACACGGAGAUGCUCCAAGCCAUGAUCCUGGCUUCAGCAAAUGAAGCUGCUGAUGGCAACUCAACGCUGGGUGGUGGAACGGGCACCAUGGGGCUGAGCGCCCGCUAUGGCCCCCAGUUCACCCUGCAGCACGUCCCCGAUUACCGGCAGAACGUCUACAUCCCGGGCAGCACCGCCACCCUCACCAACGCUGCCGGCAAGCGCGAUGCCAAGAACGCCGGUGCUUCAGGAGGCAACAAGAAGAAGUCCGGGAAGAAGGAGAAGAAGUAGAGAAGAAGAAGGAGACCUUAGAGCCACAGGGCAGCCGGCUCCAGCACUCCCUCAACCCACAGCUCAGGCCAGAGGACGAAUGUGAAUUGGUUGUGAUGCUAAAAGUAGGAAACACUGCGAAUGUAUCUCCUCAUCAUCAUCAGAGCUAGGAGCAGGGUCUCGCUGCUGUUAGAUCUCAUGAUGAAAACCAAUCCGGAAGCUAAACCGAACGCAAACAAGUGCCCUGUGAAUACUUGCUAAUGUUUUAUACGAUCCCUUGGGUGUUAGAAUAUGCAAGGGCAGAAGGUCUUCUGCCACAUCUUCGGAUCCGAUUUGCUCCCAGAUAGUCCUAGAAAGGCACAAGGCUUGUGCUUGGCUUUGCCUAGUGUAAAUAAUUCUAGCAGGGAUCUUUUAAUUUAUAGACCUUCAAUCAUUUUUUCUUUGGAAAGGAAGUUCCUAGCUUAGAGCCCAUGCUCCAGAUCUUUGCUCUUAAACUUUCCAUUAGUAAAAUUCACACCCGGUUAAUGAUAGCGAUGGAUUUGUUGCUGAGAAGUUGGUAGGGAGUGCUUCAGUUCCUGCUUCCCUGUUACCUGGAAAAAGUGUUUAUAUUGCAUGAGUCAAAAGGAAUACGGCAAAGCUGCAUCCUAAACAUUUAUUUUCUUGUUUUAAAGUGCAACCACUGAUGGCCUGAAAUAUGAGAUUAAAACCCCCCUCUUGAUGUCAGAUGUAGGGAAUUCAAUGAGGAGCAUGCCGAGGUGUGCGGCAGCUGCCCCAGCGGUUCUAGGGGGUCUCUGAAGAGCAGACACAUCUCAUCCCUUCUUUGCAGUAAAUAUUUAUAUGUACAGUCAAUGUUCUUCUGGAAUUAAAGCUAAGAGAGUCUCACUCCCCUGUGGCCAGGUGGCCAUCUGGCCAAGUCCCCAUCAAGGGGACCAGGGGACGAUGCUUCACGCUUCUGCACACCGUUUCUGCAUGCACAUCCUUCACCUCACGCCUGCGCUAGCGCAGUUAGCUCCAUGGACCCAGAGAAGUCCUCGCAUGCCCAUGCAGCGUGGUGUGAACAGCCCCUCUGUGCUGGGGCUGCUUUGGGAGGGGUGGGGUGGGUGGGAUGGGUGAAAUGGGAUGGGGAAAUUCAUCACUUCUUAUUUGGGGGUUAUUCGGGGUCUCAGCCAAAGGGGGAGAUCUGCGGAGCUGCUGGCGCAUGGCUUUGAGAGUUAGUGACUGAGUAAGUGAUGGUUUGUUCGAUGGUGUUUGGGGACCGGACCUGGGAAAGGGAGUCAAGAGCUGGGGGUGAGCAUGGGGUGAUGCUGCAAAGCUGGCGAGCCAGGGCAACAAGGUGGGGAUGUUACAAGGGACCAUGGCAAGCCAGCCCAGAUGAGAUGUUUCCACUGGCUUUGGGCUUUCCACCCUCCGUAGGGAAUCAAAGGAUGAGGAAUAGAGUUUCUCCAUAUACCCAUAACCCUUGCACCAGGCCAGCUUCCCAUAUCAAAGCAGCUCUGAGCCCCCCCCCAGGUUGGCAAAGUGGGGCUUUGUGUAGCCAGAGCAAGGAGAGGGGCUGUGGGGUGGCCAGGAAGGGGGUUCCUAGGGGGGGUGUGUUGUUUUUUCCCAUUUUAACCACUAACUCAUAACUCACCCAGAUCCAGCCCUCUCAGCCAGGCUGCAGCCACCCCACCACUGCCCCCUCCCCAAACCCAGGGCAGCAGGAGCAUCUGCUGUUGUCCUUCCGGAUCCAGCCACCUCCAGCACUGGCUGCACUGGGAGCAGUUCCCACCCUGUCCCCUGCAGCUGCCACCUGCCCCCCCUCUAGAAAUGCUGUAGCUGAAUCGUAGUCUUUAUAUUUCUUUUUAACCUGCAACCCGAGGUAGCGUAGUGAGUGUUGUGUAUUUAGUGCUGUGCUCUUUUUAAUCUUGGUAACUAACUCGUGGCCACCAGUAUUUUCAAUUCUCUGUAUCUUCUUUCCAUGUGCUCUGUGCUCCGAGUGUACGUGAAAUGAACACGUUUGCCCUUUCAAUGUGUCUAAUAUUGAAUUAUACUUAUAUAUUAUAUAUAUGCUUAUAUCCUUCUUAUACCCGUAUAGACCAACGUCGAUGUGUUACACGCAAGUUUUAUACUCUAAUAUUUAUAUGGCUUUUUUUUUCUUUGGGAAAAAAAAAAUAAUAAAAUGGUUUCUUCUGAA
Pezoporus occidentalis (night parrot) is the source of this 7864-nucleotide messenger RNA. RefSeq lists its product as uncharacterized. The transcript has 7 exons. The record is from RefSeq and is a predicted model, not a curated record. Gene Ontology annotation, cellular component: plasma membrane. Bases 163 to 5712 code for a protein of 1849 amino acids. Gene Ontology annotation, biological process: homophilic cell-cell adhesion. Lineage: Eukaryota; Metazoa; Chordata; Aves; Psittaciformes; Psittacidae. Gene Ontology annotation, molecular function: calcium ion binding.